AUGAACCGCGGCACGCAACAGUACAGCGUUAACGUUCGGAUAGGCAAUUGGGUGGAAGAGACUCAUUUACAGUCCGAAAAAAUAAAGUCGUUCUUGUCAAAAAGAGACCGAGGAGAAUUACUAGUACAGAAAUCGCAGAGAAUGUACUCAAGUCUUUUGCGACCGGUGGUCUUGAACUCCACCUCUGAAUUUUUGAGGUACGGAGAAGACGCACAGCUCGUAUGCUCGGACAUCCGUUUUCCAGGCUGGAAUGACGGCGCCGGCGGCGUGGCCCUCUCGUGUUCGACUAGUGACUACCACUCAGAACUGGACGGAAUGGGACCCGGCUGCACCAUCACCGCUUCUCCGUUAACCGAGAGUUGCGUUAGAAACUGCUUCAAGAUUUGUGGAAUUGGAAGCAACUGCGAAAAAGGAGAACCUUUGAUGUUUGGCGAUAUGUUUACCAUUAGCCCGUGCAUCUCUUCCAAGCCACUGUUUGUCGCUGCCUCUAUGCCACAUAUAUACACUGAACGAGGGGUGUCCGGUCAUCCUGCGUUGAAGCUAGUAGACACACAGGACGUAUAUUGCCGGUGGACGGUAGCCUACUGGCGUGUGUCGAUGCGUGAGGAAGCCAAAGGACUUCCGGUUCCGAAUGGUGCCAGAGUUGUCCUGAAGCACGCCGCCACAAAUUUGAACGCCGCGGUUGAGACGGACUUUCGGAUCGCGACGUUCUUCGGCGACGAAUACGAAGUAACCGCACAUUCGUACAAGGAUGUCAGAGGUUGCGAAAUGGCCCAAAAUAUUUGGGAGUUUGUCACGUCCAGCAAACGUUCAGGAUCCGAAGUCGACGACGGUAUGAACAACGAAUACAAAAACGAACAAACAAUAUAAUAUAAUAUUAUUUUAUUAUAUAUUAUAUAAUACAAUAAUAAUAUGCCAUUAUUUAACUUAUUUAUGGAUUCCACUGCAAACAGAUAAAACAACACGACAAACGAUACGGUUAAUACAAAAGUGCAAAUAUAUUUCUCUGCGCUAUAGAGACCGCCAAAAGUGUUUACGUUUUUAAUGGUAUAUAAAAAAAAUAAAUAAAUAAAAUAAAACAACAACGAAACAAAUAAACAAAAUAAAGUAGUAUUUGAU
This is a messenger RNA of Melanaphis sacchari, 1119 nucleotides long. RefSeq names its product cilia- and flagella-associated protein 161-like. Gene Ontology annotation, cellular component: motile cilium. Lineage: Eukaryota; Metazoa; Arthropoda; Insecta; Hemiptera; Aphididae. The record is from RefSeq and is a predicted model, not a curated record. Bases 1 to 870 code for a protein of 289 amino acids. The transcript is spliced from 7 exons. Gene Ontology annotation, biological process: cilium assembly.